CCCUUCUGUCACACUGCUUCAGGGUGACUUCUUACGGUAUUUUUUAUACUUUUCGUUAUUUUUUAGGUCGAAGUCGAGCCAACGGUAUAUUUAAGCUGGCUGGUUCUUGAGACUUUUUUUUUUAGCGAAGGAAAUAAAAGGGACAAAUGCAAGCGGAAAUGCAAAGAACCUCCAGAUGCCCCAGGCUCCUGUGACAGUUCAAGGAGGCAUUGUGAUGUCGGCAGCGACAGCAGCAGCCGGAGAGCCAGUCAUCAGUGAUUGCGAGAUCAUAGUAGUAAAUAGAGAUAAUACAAAAUAUGCGGAAUAUAUUGAGCACCGGCUGGGGAAUAUGGGCAUGCGAGUGGAUGUUCUGUUUCCCAAUGAGGAUGUCAUGUUAAGCAAGGUGUUGGCCAACAUUUCUUCGCGCGGCUGCCUUUACGCCGUGCUCGUCACGCCCCGCAACGAAUCUCUUAGCAGCAUUACAGUUAAAAUAUUGUAUGGAGUCACUGCCGAGCAUCGCAACUUGCCGCUUGAGGACGCCGUAAAUCUAAUCGCCACAGACUUUAGGCUGAAGGGACAGCGUGAAGCCGUGAACAACUCCGCCGGGCCAGCUUCGAUGCCUCAACCCCAAAGACGACAUCCUGACCAGAUGCAGCAACUGAUCGACAUGCUUGCAGACAAUCGACCGAUGACGGCCUUGCAAUAUGAAUGCAUAAUCAAAUAUCUGCAAGGGGAGCGGGAGGAUCAGCUGAAGAGAGAGGUGGGCGAGGCCAACGCCGCUGCUAAGCUUCUGGAUCCUGAUCCAGAAAUCGAGCUGCAGAAGAAAAUUCUUAGAAUUAUGAACAAACCUGCGGUGACCGAAACGGGCAUAGAGCUAAUGUAUCCAAACCUGGAGGCGGUCAGGGACGACAAACAGCUCAUGGAGCUACUGCGGAAUGAGCGUGUAAUCGCAGCAAUGGAGACUAUUUUCAACAGUGACAGCUUAUUUGACGCUGUAGCCGAGUUAUUAUAGAUUCUCAAGCUUUAUUAUUAUAUACUUUAUUAUACACUAAUAAAAUAUACGCGAACUAACGA
Drosophila miranda is the source of this 1053-nucleotide messenger RNA. RefSeq lists its product as uncharacterized. Lineage: Eukaryota; Metazoa; Arthropoda; Insecta; Diptera; Drosophilidae. The transcript has 3 exons. The coding region runs from base 176 to 991 and encodes 271 amino acids. The record is from RefSeq and is a predicted model, not a curated record.